Molecule: messenger RNA, 1161 nt
Organism: Manis javanica (Malayan pangolin)
Lineage: Eukaryota; Metazoa; Chordata; Mammalia; Pholidota; Manidae
Source: RefSeq, a predicted model, not a curated record
AUGGAGGACGAGGAGAGACGGAAGAAACUGGAGGCCGCCAGACCAAAGCUUGCCGAGUUUCGACAAAGGAAAGCUCAAUCUGAUGGUCAGAAUCCUUCUAAGAAGCAGAAAAAAAAGAGGAAAACUUCAAGCAGUAAACAUGAUGCAUCAGCAUACCAUGCUUUAAAUAUUGAGCAAUCACAGAGUGAUGAGACAUGCAUAAAUAGUUCCCAGAGAGUAGGAUCAACUAUGACUCCUGAAUCCACUACAAUGAGAACUCUGCAUAGUGGAGAAAUAAGCAAACAUGAUCAAGUCUUUUCUAUUGAACCAGAAAGUGAAAUUUCAACCACAGCAGAUGAUUAUAGUUCAGAGGAGGAAGAAUUUGGUGUCAAUGAUUCUUAUUCUGAACAUGGAGCACAGUACAAUCAGACCCAUCUAGAAAUAAUGGAAAACAAAUUGGCUGGCAAACAGCAUGAGAUAGAAGAGCUCAACAGAAAACUAGAAGAAAUGAGAGCCACCUAUGGGACUGAAGGGCUGCAGCAGUUACAAGAAUUUGAAGCUGCCAUUAAACAAAGAGAUGGCAUUAUAACCCAGCUCACUGCUAAUUUACAACAAGCAAGAAGAGAAAAGGAUGAAACAAUGAGAGAAUUUUUAGAGUUGACAGAACAAAGUCAAAAAUUACAGAUUCAAUUCCAGCAUUUACAGGCUAGUGAAACUCUGAGAAACAGCACUCACAGUAGCACAGCUGCAGAUUUACUACAGGCCAAACAACAGAUCCUCACCCAUCAGCAACAGCUGGAAGAACAAGACCAUCUAUUGGAAGAUUAUCAAAAAAAGAAAGAAGACUUCAAAGUGCAAAUUAGUUUCUUGCAAGAAAAAAUUUGAGCAUAUGAAGUGGAACAAGAUAAAAAAGUAGAAAGCUCAAAUAAAGAAGUACAGGAAAAGGAGGCAAUCAUUGAAGAAUUAAAUGCAAAAAUAAUAGAAGAAGAAAAAAAGACUCUUGAGCUAAAGGAUAAAGUCACAGCUGCUGAUAAAUUACUGGAAGAAUUACAAGAACAGGUUGUACAAAAGAACCAAGAGAUAAACAAUGUAAAAUUAGAGCUGACUAAUUCCAAACAAAAAGAAAGACAGUGUUCUGAGGAAAUAAAACAAUUAAUGGGGACAGUUGAAGAACUUCAGAAG